Molecule: messenger RNA, 966 nt
Organism: Spea bombifrons (plains spadefoot toad)
Lineage: Eukaryota; Metazoa; Chordata; Amphibia; Anura; Pelobatidae
Gene: BORCS7
Product: BLOC-1 related complex subunit 7
Exons: 5
Coding region: 10-348 (112 amino acids)
Cellular component (GO): BORC complex
Source: RefSeq, a predicted model, not a curated record
AGUGAUUUGAUGGAGAAGGAAGCUGUGGCCAAGAUGGCGGCGUCCGCGGACGGGCAGACGCGGUACGGACAGUCGGUAAAGGGGCUUCUCACCGAGAAGGUCAGUACCUGCGGCGCGGACGUCAUCGCGCUCACCAAGCAGGUGCUGAAGGGAUCGCGCAGUUCGGAGCUCCUAGGCCAUGCUGCCCGGAAUAUGGUGAUGCAGGAAGACGCCAUUUUACACUCUGAAGAUAGUCUCAGGAAGAUGGCGAUUAUAACCACGCACCUUCAAUACCAACAAGAAGCCAUCCAGAAGAACGUUGAGCAGUCUUCAAACCUGCAGGACCAGUUAAAACACCUCCUGAAAUGAGAAGACGGAGAUCUGCAGCAUUGGCUUUCCAGCGGACCCGAGCUCCUCGAUGCCCGGUGAGGGCCGGCGUUUAUCGAUUCUACAACGUUGCGUUUGGGCAGUCAGCCGAUAGAGAUCGUUACCUGCCGAUACGGCGCGCUGUGUAAUAAAUAAAGUGCUUUCAUUCUUUCACAGAGUUUAGGUGGGCUUGGAAAUGUUGCCUUUCUUCCUUCAUGCCCAGGACUGAAGGCCCAGAUAACUAACUUAUUACACUUUUUUUAUUUUAUUUAGUUUUUUGCACUAUGCUAAUGUAGAAAAAAAACCUACUUUUUGUUGUUACCCAAAUUAUGAGUUUGAGGAGACAGAUCACUUUUGUAACUUUUUGUUAGUAAAAAGCUAUGAACGUUUUGAAAAUGUGUCGUCAUUUACAACGUUGUGUAACGGAACGAGAAAAAAAUGUUGCUAUAAACAUAGUAAUCUAAAUGAAUAUUUUAUUUGUUUUGAUAACAAUUAAUACAAAUAGUCUGUAACUGUGGGUACGUACAUUGAUGUUGGACGGUAUUUCUGUAUAGUUCUGUGGAACGCUGUAUAUUUGGUGAAAAUUCCAUUUUAAUAAUACAAAGUAAUACAUGUUGCAAA